Pyrus x bretschneideri (Chinese white pear) is the source of this 1873-nucleotide messenger RNA. Its product is annotated as cyclin-A1-1. Lineage: Eukaryota; Viridiplantae; Streptophyta; Magnoliopsida; Rosales; Rosaceae. The transcript is spliced from 10 exons. Gene Ontology annotation, cellular component: cytoplasm; cyclin-dependent protein kinase holoenzyme complex; nucleus. The record is from RefSeq and is a predicted model, not a curated record. Bases 149 to 1645 code for a protein of 498 amino acids. Gene Ontology annotation, biological process: regulation of cyclin-dependent protein serine/threonine kinase activity; mitotic cell cycle phase transition. Gene Ontology annotation, molecular function: cyclin-dependent protein serine/threonine kinase regulator activity.
CUGCUGAAAACCAGAGAGCCACAAAAACUCUCUCUCUCUCUCUCUCUCUCUCUCUCUCUCUCUCUCUCUCUCUCUCUCUCCAAGAAGCCCCUUUUUUUCUUGGGUCUGAGCUUCUUGGACUAAAAAUUUGAAUUGGGUUUGAUCCGAAAUGUCGAACCAGAACCGUCGUUCAGCGUUCCCCUCAUCCCUGGCGAAACGGCAGGCUUUGUCAUCGUCGUCUUCGGCUUCGGGGAAUGGUGGGAAGGCUGUAGCAGCUGAGCCGCAUUUGGGAAAGAAGCGAGCGCCUCUGAGUAACCUGACGAAUAGGAACAGCGUGCCUAACAAUGGUCUACGGAGCUCAGGAGGAUCAUUGUGCGCUUUGGUGCCAUCCACAAAUAAGAUUGCCAAAGUGAAAAGGGGACCUCCUGCUUGCAUUGGUAACAAAGGCGUGUCAGCGAGUAACCCACCUGCACCCUUCUGUGUUAAACCAAAUCUACCUGUUCUUCCAAAGGUUACAUCUUGCCCGAGAAGGGAUGAAGCUGCUCCAAGCAAUGUCCCUAGCACUUUCGCUAUACCUGGCCCGUGCAGCAUGGAUGUUUCUCCAAGUAAAUCGGAUGGCAACUCAGUUUCUAUGGACGAGACAAUGUCAACGUGCGAUUCUUUUAAGAGUCCGGACAUUGAGUACGUCGACAACAAUGAUGUUCCUGCAAUUGAUUCUAUUAACCGGACGACAUUCAGCAACCUCUACAUUUCAGACAAUGCAGAAACAACAGGGAUUGGCUGCAAAAGAGAAGUACUUGCGGAGUUGGAAAAUGAUAAAGUUGUUGAUCUGGAUAACAAUUUCAUGGAUCCACAGCUUUGUGCAACAUUUGCUUGCGAUAUUUAUAAGCACUUGCGCUCAUCUGAGGUGAAGAAAAGGCCUGCUACAGAUUUCAUGGAGAAAACUCAGAAAGACAUCAAUCCCAGCAUGCGCGCUAUACUAAUUGAUUGGCUUGUGGAGGUGGCUGAAGAAUACAGGCUUGUACCCGAUACAUUAUAUCUGACUGUGAACUAUGUAGAUCGAUAUCUUUCGGGGAAUCCAAUGAAUAGGCAACGAUUACAGUUACUCGGUGUUGCCUGUAUGAUGAUUGCAUCCAAAUAUGAAGAGAUAUGUGCACCGCAGGUGGAAGAAUUUUGUUACAUUACUGACAACACAUAUUUCAAAGACGAGGUUUUGCAAAUGGAAUCCGAUGUUUUGAAUUACUUGAAGUUUGAAAUGACAGCCCCAACAACUAAAUGUUUCUUAAGGCGAUUCUUGCGGGCUGCUCAAGGCGCCAAUGAGGUUACGUCGAUGCAGUUGGAGUGCUUAGCAAACUACAUUGCGGAAUUAUCCCUUCUCGAGUACAGCAUGCUUUGUUAUGCUCCAUCACUUAUAGCUGCUUCUGCGAUUUUCCUGGCCAACUACAUACUUCUUCCUUCGAAGAGACCGUGGAAUGCCACCUUGCAUCAUUACACGCUCUACCAGCCAUCUGAUUUGCGCGACUGCAUCAAUGCUCUUCAUCGCUUGUGUUGCGAUAGCCAGACUUCUAGUUUACCUGCUAUCAGAGAGAAAUACAGUCAGCAUAAGUACAAAUACGUCGCGAAGAUGCACUGCCCGCCAACAAUCCCUUCAAAGUACCAAACUUAAUGGCGCUGGAUCGGAGACCUUUACGUUUCGACUCCAAUGUUCUUGUUGGAUGGGAGGCUUCUGGUGACUUAACUUGUGGUAGCAGCAGCCAGCAGAGCUAGUUUCAAGCCAUGCCAUGUAAAUUUUUCCUUGUUUUUUACUUUAUCUGGGAAUCUUUGAUGUUUUUUACCUUAUCUGGGAAUCUUUGUGCAUGGUAAUUGGUAAUUGGUAAUUGGGAGUCUUAGUUAA